AGCUCAUAAAAUUAACAAGUAUCGUUCUCGCGGUUUAUCCCCGCUCUUUAUCCGCAUACCAAAUGGCGCUUCCCAAUCUUUGCCAUCUCAAAACCCCACCAAAACCCCUUCUCCCUCAAUUCACCCCCAAAACCCUAAACCCGAGCCCUAACCCUAAUUCUAACUCUUUCUCCCUAUCUUUCCACUUGAAGAAACCCUCGACAAUUCUCAGAUGCUCAGCUUCCGAAGGCGAAUACGAGCAAGAGCGAUCGCUUCACCCUCGGCCUCGAGAGAUCCCAUGGAGCAAAGAUCUAGCCAACUCCGUUCAUCUCAUCGGAAUCGUCGGUGCUCCUGUCCAAAUCAAGCAGCUCAGCAGUGGAAAGGUCCUCGCUUGGACUCGUAUCGGCGUCAAGAAAUCGGCAUCUGAUUCUUCAUGGGUCAAUUUAACAUUCUGGGAUGAGCUAGCUCAUGUAGCUUUUCAGCAUGUUGAGAAAGGCCAGCAAGUAUACGUUUCAGGACGUCUCAUGUCUGAUACUGUACAGGGGGACGAUGAGAAAACACAGGUUUAUUACAAGGUAGUUGUUCAGAAGUUGAAUUAUAUUGAGAAGAGCUACCCUGCAGUGUCAUUGUAUAACCCGGAGUCAAACUCAGUGAGUUCAGAGGGGAAAUUUCAGAACUAUGGGGGCAAUUCUUCUGGUUCAACUGAGAAGCUUUGGCAGGCUUUCUUUGCUAAUCCGGUUGAUUGGUGGGAUAACAGGCAGAAUAAGAGAAAUCCCAGGUACCCAGAUUUCAAGCAUAAAGACACUGGUGAAGCUUUAUGGAUUGAGGGCAAAUUCAACCCACCUUGGGUGAGGUCCCAGCUGGCGAUAUUGGACUCAAGAAUGGGUUCUAUGCAAGCUAAUGAAAAUACUGCUGUUUCUUUUAUGAAUGCUGAUGACUUGACAUCCUUCUAGUAAUACUAUCUGAUAAGAAUGUUGGUAUCAAAUUAUAUGCCAUGUCAAAUCUGGCAUUUUUGGUUCGAUCAACCAAGGCUUACUUGGCAUUCGGUAAUGGUUUGUUAUACCCUACCUGUCAUAUUUGUAACGAGCUCAUCUUGUAUGGAUCUUGGAGACUAUGAUUUUAGAAUGCAGUUGCAUAUUCAUACGCCAAGAAUAUUUUUUUUGUGCUU
Asparagus officinalis (garden asparagus) is the source of this 1147-nucleotide messenger RNA. Its product is annotated as protein OSB2, chloroplastic-like. The transcript has 5 exons. NCBI's taxonomy places the organism in Eukaryota, Viridiplantae, Streptophyta, Magnoliopsida, Asparagales, Asparagaceae. Gene Ontology annotation, biological process: mitochondrial DNA replication; positive regulation of helicase activity. The record is from RefSeq and is a predicted model, not a curated record. The coding region runs from base 63 to 932 and encodes 289 amino acids. Gene Ontology annotation, molecular function: single-stranded DNA binding. Gene Ontology annotation, cellular component: mitochondrial nucleoid.